Molecule: messenger RNA, 1286 nt
Organism: Spizellomyces punctatus DAOM BR117
Lineage: Eukaryota; Fungi; Chytridiomycota; Chytridiomycetes; Spizellomycetales; Spizellomycetaceae
Exons: 1
Coding region: 171-1223 (350 amino acids)
Source: RefSeq, a predicted model, not a curated record
CACCUUCUGGCGUCAAGUCAUUUGGGUUUUGCCAUUUUACAAGCGUUUUGAUAUAAUAUACACAGCUUUUGUGUUUAGACGACUACGAGCAAUACACCGACUUGUUUGAGGAGCAUUUUGUCUUUUUGGUUUUAUAAGAAGGAAGCGUUUUGUAAACCGAGUUUGGGUUGAUGAGCGCCGGAGGUGACGCGCCUACCGUUCCGGGUAUCACGCUCCAAUCCGUCAAACGCAAAGACGGCAUGGGACCCCGCGCGGAACCCAACGUUCAAGGACAGGCCCAAGAACCUAUCCGAAAGCGACGAAAAACGGACAGACAAACCGAAAACAUUAGCGAUGACGAUGACACAAGCGCAGCAGUGCCGGAGGGACCUCUUCCUGCAACGCCGGCAGCGUCGGUUGCUGAAACACUCUUGGCGGGGUUGAAUGAUAUUCCGCAUGCUGUGCCUGCUAUUGAUCCUUUGCCGCCGCUACCAGCGGAGGCGUUUGAUGUUGCUCUCACCGUCGGGAAGGAGGUUGGAGGGACAUCAAUAUCGACGUCGACGGCAACGUCAGGCCCAACAACAUCCACAACCGACCGCUCCAAUACCCUCGUUAGACUCCUUCAACCCCUCACAGAACCCCCUCUUGUCCCACACAUCCGAGCCCGCCGUGCACCCACUUCGUACCGACGACGUAAGCCCCAGGUCAACUACCCAGCCGCAAAGCCACCAUAUCUGCUCGACCGACCACCACCAUCAGUGGGAUACAGGGUCUAUCCGGGCUUUCCCGCCUUUUUGCAGCAGGUCACACCGAGAAAUCAGGUGACAGCCGGCGAAGCACAUCGAAACCCAGUUUCAGCCCGGUUUGUGGAUCGAAGGUGGUGGGUUGGUGGUGGAGGUGCACCAGGGAGCACGAACAAUAACGAUGGGGGAGGGAACCUCGCUGCUGAUGCAGCGGUCGAGGAGGAAUUGAGUUCAUUGGGGCAUGGGCAGGAGGGUGCGCCUUCGGAGCAGGAUGUGGAGUGGCAGGCUCGUGCGGCUGCUGCUGCUGCAGCGGCGGCAGCGGCGAGGGUGGCGGGUGUAGCAGGCUUUGGAGAGAUAGCGGCUUUUGGAGGGAACCAUGAUGGGCUGUUUGGGGAGGGAGGUCAGCAGGUUCAAGCUCAGCAGGGGGCAGCGGACGGACAGGUGAGCGAGGCGAGAGAUUUGUUGGGUAUGUUGCUUAUGGCGGCAAAUGGAGAGGCAUAAUGUAUUGGGGUUUGGUAGAAGAUAGUAUUUUUGUUUGUAAUAUAUUUCUCGAGUAUCUUGGAA